This is a messenger RNA of Trichoplusia ni (cabbage looper), 1967 nucleotides long. It is a transcript of the gene DNApol-epsilon58, whose product is annotated as DNA polymerase epsilon subunit 2. Bases 157 to 1740 code for a protein of 527 amino acids. Gene Ontology annotation, biological process: DNA-templated DNA replication; error-prone translesion synthesis. Gene Ontology annotation, molecular function: DNA binding. The record is from RefSeq and is a predicted model, not a curated record. NCBI's taxonomy places the organism in Eukaryota, Metazoa, Arthropoda, Insecta, Lepidoptera, Noctuidae. Gene Ontology annotation, cellular component: epsilon DNA polymerase complex. The transcript has a single exon.
GUUUUUGUUUUGGCAUUUUAUUUGGCGCGAAUAGCGGUGUGAUCGUAGACUGUGUCUUAUUAUGAAACAUUAUAAUAAUUAAAGCAACAAAACCGUUUAUUAUGAGUCAAUAAUCAAUUCUGCUUUAAACUAAAUAAUAAGGGUAAAUUUGGAACUAUGGGCGACCUCCAAAAAAUGCGUAGUGAAGUGACUUCAGCCUUUAAAAUUAGUGGAUUCAUACUACGUAAAGAUGCUGGCACAUUUCUUGCUGAACAGUUAUUAUUAUUGCCACGAGAGGAACGAACGAAAGUGAUGGAAAAGCUGACAUUACAUCUUCUACACCAGUGUAUAUCGCAACCUAUUUUAGAGAAAGAACAUUUAGAAGUUGCUUACAAGGAAUGUUCGACGUCCGGUUUGGAAGAAAAUGAGACCGUUCUAAACGUGAUCGAUGCUUACAGCGUACCAAGACUCUGUUAUGACCACGAACUGAAGAAAUUUAUCAAAGAAACGAGCAACGAAAAAUGUCUAUUCCCGGACCCGAAAUGGAAAUCACGUUUCAUCAUAGAAAGGUACACAAUUAUAUGGCAAAGAACACUUCGGAACAAACUCUUCACUACAGACAUCAUACAAAGUGCAGACACAGAGAAAUGUUUUCAAUUACGUAAAAUAGAAUUUUUAUUGAGUUCAUCAAGUAGAAUUGAUGAUGUUGUAGUUUUAGGGUUGUUAAUGCAAGUUGUUGAACGAAAAUAUCAUUUAGAAGACCCUACUGGUACCGUAGCACUGGAUAUGACAAAUGUGCGGUAUCAUUCUGGUCUGUUUACAGAGGGCAGUUACGUAUUAGCUGAAGGAUAUUAUGAUGAUAAGACAUUAUAUGUCACUGGUUUAGUCCAACCUCCAGUAGAGACCCGAGAAACAUCUUCACCAUACUUCGGUAAUAUAAAUACAUUUGGAGGCAAAUCAAGAACAUCGCUAAAGAAUUCUAAAGGUCUUUUAAAGAUAGAAAAUGAGAACAGAGAUGGAGUAUUUGUUUUUUUGUCUGAUGUUUGGUUAGACAGUCCAAAAGUGAUGGAUAAUUUAAAGAAACUAUUUGCAGGAUUUGAUGACUACCCACCAAUAGCAAUAGUAUUUAUUGGUGAAUUUCUAUCAUGUCCAUAUUCUUUCAAAUUCCAUAUGCAUCUAAAAAAUGGCUUGAACAGCUUAGCGGAUAUGAUUUGCCAGUUCAAAAAAUUACGUGAAAAAUGCAAGUUUAUAUUUGUGCCUGGCAAGACAGAUCCAGCCGCUGCGAAUGUGCUCCCAAGACCAUCUUUACCAAAUUAUCUGACAGACACAAUACAGAAUAAGUUGGGUGAAAAUGCAAUAUUCACAACAAAUCCUUGCCGAGUACAGUAUUGUACACAAGAAAUAGUUGUGUUAAGACAAGACUUAGUUAUGAAACUUUGUAGAAAUACCCUACAUUUUCCUGACAGUGGGGAUAUACCAGAUCACUUAGCAAAGACACUCUUAAGCCAGUGUACCUUGACACCUCUCUCAAUUGGAGUCCAACCAGUGUACUGGAGACACGCAAGUUCCUUAAACUUGUAUCCAUUGCCAGAUCUAGUUGUAAUAGCUGAUCAUUUCCAACCAUUUACAAGAAGUCAUAAAGACUGUCAAGUUAUCAACCCUGGAUCUUUCCCUCGGACCGAGUUCACAUUUAAAGUGUAUGUUCCUGCUACAAGGACUGUUGAAGAAUCCCAGAUACCAAAUGAUGAUGAUGAUGCAUAAGGUCAUGAAAAUAUAUCAUUUCAUUUUUUUAUGAGACUGUUUAUGUCUACAUUGUGCCAAAUGCAAUACUUAAAGUGAAUUAAGGCCAUCCACUUGCAACUUGUUCAAAAAUUAAAUUGCUUUGAAAAAUGUGUAUGUCUAAUUUUGAGUUCAAAAUUCUUGUCAAAUAUUUUUAUAAAUGGUUUACAAACUGAAAUGCUUAUUUAAUAAAAUUAUAAAUAAUUAUA